GCAGAAGGGAUCAUGAGCCACAAUCUCCCUAAUCUCGAUUUUUAGAACCAUUAGCAUUGGGCUUUUCAGAUUCAUGACCGCUCUGUAACCUUAAGUAUCAAUACCAAGUCAUUUUAGGAAGUGCGCUAACACUUCGCAAGCAGCUCAAUGUGCUGAUGGAUGCGUACCGUAAUGGUGAUGUAAGGGAGGUGAAUCGGAAGUACUACGAUCACGAUGUGUCCCGCCUCUACUUGUCCGGCCUUUGUCCUCACGAGUUCUUCCAAUUAACGGUGUUCUCCUGAUUGAUUCUUUUUUUUUUUUUAAUCUUUUCUUUAUGAUUCGUUAAUUGUUAAUUGAUUCAUAUCCAUCUCUUUCCUUUUUGAACCCUAGUUUAUGAAUUUGAAUUGACUAUCUGUGUUUGGUUUUUGAGGAAUUUGGUGUUUUAGAAGCAGGAGAAGUUUAGAAAGAGAGAUUUUGGUUGUGUUAGGGUGAGUGUGGGAGCAACACAUAAUUUGGUUUUUGUUAUGCCGUAACUCCUAAUUAAGAGGAGAUGAAUUGAAAGUUGUGUCAUUUGUUUUAUUGUGAAAAUUGGGAUUCUGAGAUAGAGGAAGAGAGGAAAGUUGUUGAAUUAGUGGUAAGCUUGAAUUACAUGUAUUUAUGAAGAAUGCUACUGGAAGCAUUUUGAAAAUGGUUUUUAAUGAAAUAUAAGGAACAAGAGAAAAGAAGCGGUAGUUGUGUAUGAAUAGCUGAGGUAUUUUGGUGAGUUUCUUAGGUAGAUACUAUAUGCUCUUGUAGUAUUCAUAGGUAUCAUUGUUCUUAUGUGGUAAACUCUUAUAUGUUCAACUUUAGCUUAUGGUCACAUUUGAGUUGUAGAUACUUGUUUAUAGUUUUCUCUGCAAGUUAUUGAGACUUUAGGAUUUCUGAUUUCAAACUUGUUGUUUUGUCUUGUUUUCUUUUUAAGUUACUGAGACUUUAGGAUUUCUG
This is a messenger RNA of Rubroshorea leprosula, 963 nucleotides long. The record is from the annotation of a GenBank genome assembly. Lineage: Eukaryota; Viridiplantae; Streptophyta; Magnoliopsida; Malvales; Dipterocarpaceae.